ACGGGAAAAGUCAUAAGGGCGGUUCUUCCACAGCCCGAGACAUCUUCUGCUAGCGUUUGUCUCGCACUGGGGAGACGAUAGGACGAGGUCUACAGGUUCCAGGAGCUCAAGAGGCUUCUGUAGUUCCGCCCACGACACGCCCCUUGGAGCCGCUUAAAUAGAGCAGUGUGCUGGAGAGAGGAACAGCGCUUCUUUUCACCACCUUACAGGACAAUGGAGACUGAAAUUGAGCAGCAGGAAGAGGAAACAACUUUCAGCAGCACAGAAACCAACGGUAAGCGUCCAGCUGAGGAUAUGGAUGAUGAGCAGGACUUUAAGAGGUCCCGAAACGCAGAGGACAUGCAGGAACUGAGGAUCCUGCUGCAGAGCAAGAAUGCGGGGGCUGUGAUUGGGAAAGGAGGGAAGAACAUCAAAGCGCUGCGCUCUGACUACAGUGCCAGUGUAUCAGUCCCAGACAGCAGUGGCCCAGAGCGUAUCCUGAGCGUCAGCGCUGACAUCGACACCAUUGGCGAGAUCCUGCUGAAGAUCAUCCCAACGCUAGAGGAGUACCAGCACUAUAGUGGACUGGACUUUGACUGCGAGCUGCGCAUUCUCAUACACCAGAGUCUGGCUGGUAGCAUCAUUGGUGUGAAAGGAGCCAAAAUCAAGGAGUUGAGAGAGAACACCCAGACCAGCAUCAAGCUGUUCCAGGAGUGCUGUCCCCACUCCACGGACCGCGUGGUCCUGGUCGGGGGGAAGCCCGAGCGUGUGGUCGAGUGCAUUAAAGUCAUGCUGGAGCUGAUCGCUGAGGCCCCAAUUAAAGGACGCGCCCAAUCCUACGACCCCAACUUCUACGACGAGACGUACGACUACGGCGGCUUCACCAUGAUGUACGAGGAGCGCGGGCGGCGGCCCAUGGGCUUCCCCAUGCGCGGGCGCGGCGGGUUCGAGCGCAUGCCCCCGGGGGGCCGGGCGGGGCGCCCCAUGCCCCCCUCCCGUCGCGACUACGAGGACCUGAGCCCUCGCCGCGGACCCCCGCCUCCCCCGCCAGGACGGGGGGCCCGGGGGGGCAGCCGAGCCCGAAACCUGCCCCUGCCCCCUCCCCCGCCCUCUAGAGGAGGAGAUGACCAGUAUUCCUACGAGACGUAUCAUGGCAGCGGCGACGACAGACCGAGCUCCGACCGCAGAGGGAGGCCUGGUGAUCGUUACGACAGCAUGGGUGGAGGAGGGUAUGACAGCAGCUCAUCCUGGGAGCCGUAUCAGUCAGGGGGCCGCGGUUCCUACGGCGAUAUGGGGGGACCCGUCAUCACCACACAAGUGACCAUCCCCAAAGAUCUGGCCGGGUCGAUCAUCGGGAAAGGCGGUCAGCGCAUCAAACAGAUCCGUCACGAGUCUGGAGCGUCGAUCAAGAUCGACGAGCCGCUGGAGGGGUCUGAGGAUCGCAUCAUCACCAUCACGGGCACUCAGGACCAGAUACAGAACGCUCAGUACCUAUUACAGAAUAGUGUGAAGCAGUACUCUGGUCGUUUCUUCUAAAGGAGGGGAGCGAAGGGAUGCAACCCUGCUCCGUUCUCAGAACAUUCCUCUGCUUUAGCGUACACUUCCCUCCCCCCCCCUCCAUGCGCUGCACCACCUUUCACUCACACACCUAUAGCUCCGCCUCCGUUUCCACUCCCCCCAGUGGAGCCCCGCCCCUUUUUCCUUUGAGGUUUUUUCCUCUUUUUUUUUUUUCUUUUUUGUUUUGCAUGGGCCCUUCCCAGUGCCCGUAGGUUAGACUAAAUCCCCUGCGUUUGUGUACCUGUGUUUCUAUGUUUUCUUUUUUGUUGUUUGUUUUUUUUGGGCCGCCACGUAUCCAAAAUCCAUUCAGCACAACAUGCAGAAUGUAAUCUUGCUUUAAAAGAAACGUUUUAUCGUUUUUAAAAUACAAAAAAAAAAGAGAAAAAUUAGGUAACUUUUUUUUUUUUUUUCCUUUUUUGUUGCCAUUUUUUUCAGUUUGCUAAAAUGCCUGGGGCUGUAUAAAUGUAAAUAUACAGUUGGGAUCGAUCGUUUCUAAGGAUUUUAUAGAAUUUGAAUCUCCGAAAUUUUCCUUUCUCAGCUCUGUGGGUUAUAUUCUUAAAAAUGUACUGAUUGGACCAAGAAAAGGGGGGAAGGGUGGGGUUGCACCCGAGCCCAUGUGACUAGACUUCAGGCCCGUUUUUAAACUUCUGUGUGGAUGGGGUCCGAACGUGUGAUGUUUUUUUUGUUUUUUUUUCCUCCUCUCUGUACUGCUGUGUCCGUGUGCGUGACUGGGGACUGAAGCCUGUUUGUAGUGGUGUCGGCUGCGUGCGCGCGGCGCUCUGACUCCGGUCCCGCAGUCCUAUUCGCUGAAACUCUUGAGUAAUAAAGUCCAUGCCACAUUUUA
Anguilla anguilla (European eel) is the source of this 2380-nucleotide messenger RNA. RefSeq names its product heterogeneous nuclear ribonucleoprotein K (gene hnrnpk). Gene Ontology annotation, biological process: regulation of mRNA splicing, via spliceosome; regulation of transcription by RNA polymerase II. NCBI's taxonomy places the organism in Eukaryota, Metazoa, Chordata, Actinopteri, Anguilliformes, Anguillidae. The record is from RefSeq and is a predicted model, not a curated record. Gene Ontology annotation, cellular component: nucleus; cytoplasm. Bases 214 to 1515 code for a protein of 433 amino acids. The transcript is spliced from 17 exons. Gene Ontology annotation, molecular function: mRNA binding.